AUGACUGACACUUUUACGCACAAUCCACACGGGAACUGGUGCAUGAAUACACGACCCUGGACAAAUACACAGAUGGAAUCUUCACGACGUGGCGAGGCAGCUUCCAGAUGCGAGGUGGGAUGCUGGUGCGGGGGAGCUGGCCCCAAUGUCGCGCGAGCACCAAACGGCCUGACUCCACCUCGAUCCCCAGAGCAAGUCAACCUCAGCCGGACCCUCCUCUUCGCUGGCACCAGCCGCAAUUCGUGGACCAGCAAUGAUUCAACCAUCCCCAUCUCCGAUCCUCACGGAUGGAUAGUGCCAAAGCUCGAGGGCAGAAGAGGAAGGCCUCUGACAGCCCGGCCGGGGACACGCCGACGACGCCUGCACGGCGGAAGAUCACCCGAGCUUGUGAUUCGUGCAAAGAGUAUUACUUUACUACCUAGAUGCGCCAAACUGUCCCGGGCGUGCGAGUACACCGCACUGUAUACCAGAGGCACGCCCCCCUCUCCGCUGCCGGGGCCCGGGGCACCGCCCAGACAAGCAGCGCCAGGCGGCUCUCGUCGCGCCGGAAGCGAUCAUGGGACUUCGUUGAUCAAGCUCCCGGCUGCAGGGAAGUCACCGCAUGCGCAAUUGCGCCAGAAUCACAGGUCUCUUCCAGUGCUGUCUCCGCGAAGUAGUUCGCCCGAGCCCGAGGCAACCGACUUGGAGGGAAACUACCUUGGCCCGUCGUCGGGGAUAUCCUUCCUGACGAGGGUCUGGCGCCGUCUGAAACAGGAUGAUAUCUCCAUGACUCCCCGGAUCCCGGGAGACGAACCCUCCAAGAAUACGCCGGUUUUGAUGUUCGGCGACCGGCCUUUCGCGACGGAGGAUGACUGGAGGGCGCUGGAAAUGCCGCCAUUGGAAAGGGCCAUGAAACUCGUGGAGAUCUAUUUUGACUUUGCCGUAGUCACCUAUCGCUUCCUUCACAGAGGGAUAGCAGAGUCGCUUGUUCGAGCUGUAUACGAGAAAAAGAUCGCCCCGUCGAACCCUCCCCCGAGCCACUGGGCAGCGAAAGCAGCGAUUGUAUUCAUGAUAUUUGCCGUGAGUACCCUGCGCGAAGAACAGUUUAAAAGAAAUGACGAGGUUCACGCGCGCAAUGAAAGACCCAGGUUGUUGGAUGACGAGGACAUCGACCAGGAUCUGCCUGACGAGGUGAACGACGAAGUAAUGUCUCUCGAAGCUCCGAGGCAGAAGACGGAAUCAACGGACUGCAUGAUGAUCGCAUCGGUCCUGCAUUACAGGUAUCCUAGGCUCGGCCACAUACUCGGCGAAAUCUCACGCCGGGUGUAUCCCACCAAAGCAUCUUCCACCGUGGCGCCAUUGGAGGCUGCGAUCGACCUUACAGCAGAGCUUCAGAAGUGGAAGGAGAGCGUACAUCCCCUCUUCAGCAGCGUCCGGCCGUCGAGUCUGAUCCCGCCUCUCUGUCGGCAGAGUCACGUCUUACAGCUGGCAUAUUCUCAUGCGAUGAUCCAUGCGACGCGUCCGUUCCUUCUCAAUGAUUUCACGGACCUGAGUCGACGACCAGUCGUGGCACAUGACUUGAUUACCACCCACGUGCAGAAAUGCAUCGACGCGGCCAAGAACGUGAUGAUGAUGGUGGAUAAUUUCGCCCGCCAAGGAAUGAUGCUCGAGUCGUUUUGGUUCACGCACUAUGUUUGUUUCUGUGCCAUCAUCGUGGCGUAUAUCUACACCAUCCAGCAGCACCAGUCAUCCCGGGACUCGAACUCUCCCAGUGUAUCCAGCAGUGCUGGUGAAGCGCAAGAUAUAUUCCGUCUUGCAGAAACCUGUCAGCAACAUCUCGCCCGGGCGACACGGAGGAACUGCCCAAGCCGACGGUACAGCAUUAUUCUCGAAGAGCUGCGACUCGAAGUCCACCGACAGAUUGGGUCCAAUGUGCAGCCAGCAAGUGAUACCCGCAGGCCCGAUAACGAGGUUCCAGAGCGCAUUCCUACGGAGUUCAAUAACCCUAAGGAGGGAACGGGGAUCAAUCAACCUGCGAUGACGUCCGACUCCAUGAACUACGGGCCGUUUCUAGCUAACCUGCCAGCAGCAACGAACCUCGAAGCUAACCAUGACAUUGGCGAUGACUUUAACUUCCUUGAAAGUUUGGAGGGAUCUGCUUGGUGGACUCAACUCGACUCGUGGGGUGGUCAGAGGAAGAGAUAG
Molecule: messenger RNA, 2184 nt
Organism: Rasamsonia emersonii CBS 393.64
Lineage: Eukaryota; Fungi; Ascomycota; Eurotiomycetes; Eurotiales; Trichocomaceae
Product: C6 transcription factor
Exons: 6
Coding region: 1-2184 (727 amino acids)
Biological process (GO): positive regulation of transcription by RNA polymerase II
Cellular component (GO): nucleus
Molecular function (GO): sequence-specific DNA binding
Source: RefSeq, a predicted model, not a curated record